Messenger RNA from Vanrija pseudolonga, 3894 nucleotides. RefSeq lists its product as uncharacterized. Lineage: Eukaryota; Fungi; Basidiomycota; Tremellomycetes; Trichosporonales; Trichosporonaceae. Gene Ontology annotation, cellular component: cyclin-dependent protein kinase holoenzyme complex; nucleus. Gene Ontology annotation, molecular function: protein kinase binding; cyclin-dependent protein serine/threonine kinase regulator activity. The transcript has 4 exons. The record is from RefSeq and is a predicted model, not a curated record. The coding region runs from base 1589 to 3604 and encodes 671 amino acids. Gene Ontology annotation, biological process: regulation of cyclin-dependent protein serine/threonine kinase activity.
CAGGCGGCAGAGGCCACGGCAACAAGCAGCAGCAGCUUGAUGCAGCAACAGCUCCUGGUGCUCAUGGGAGCAUAGCAAAGUGCCAAGGGCCAAACCUUUCCUGGACAAGAGGCUGCCAUCGUCGUCUCCUACACUACUACUACUUGCUGCUGCAGCAAAUCUUGUUGUAACAAUCACCAUCACCAUCGCCGCAGCGCCCCCUCUCCUCCUCCCUCCCUCGUCGUCGUCCCCCCUUUGAGCCCUUUCCGCCGCCGCAUUCAGUCGUCGGCAGUAGCUCAGUCUGGUGCGCAGGCCGCAACCUCUUAAUACACACACCAACUCCUCUCUUGCAUUCACCAACUCGGUCAACGACACGAUACAGAACGAACGACGACCACGCGCUUGUUGCUCGCUUCGCCCCCCUCUCACUCUCUCACACACACACCGCCUCGCCGCCUCACUUGAGCACGAACCCGACAACGACCACCACGUUGCCUCCUUCGCGCUCAGUCCCACUCCUCCCACCUUCUUGAUCACCUCGGGCCUGCGCGUGUCGGAUCUGCGAAGGGAACCAACCCAACCCCGACAAGGACAAUUCGAGUGCCCCGCCCGCCCCUCGGUCGCCGCUCAGUGUCACCCACCCGCCCCCGCCCCCUUCUCGCGCGUCUAAUUUCCCCUUCUUGGAGACGACGCACGAUCCGACCAUUGUGUGUUGUGUGGUGCGCCCCCCCUUGGUCUUCCCCCUCGAGACUGCGACACGACCAGAUCGGCACCAGCGGCAGAGUAGCAUCGUUGUCGGCCCCCGUGACGCCAACGCCCACACGCCCAGCCCAGCAGCCCCAGCUCGCCGACUUUACGCCCACCCAGGACCGCCUCUUUGAACGACGCCACCGCCGGUGCACUGUUCCUCGUUUGAGACAACAAGUGACUCUCGCCUGCGCCUCUGCCGUUGUCGUCUAGGUCGUCGUCUGGCGAUCUGCCUUCCCUGGCGCACGCUCACGCGCACGCUCACACAAUAAGUAGCACAAGUAGCCACCACCACCGGCCAACUACAACAACAUUGCAGUCAGUGCGCCGCACUGUCCUUACCCCCAAAUUUCCAGCCCCAACACACGCCACCACACACACACACACACACAUCAAAGCGCGUCGUGUUCUCGUCGCUCAACAUCGUCGCUCUCCACUCUGCACACACACGCAUCGAUCUCAGGUCGCCACUCGCCCCUCCGUCGAGAAGUUGCAGGUUGAGUCAUUGAUUCCCCCUCGCGCCCACUCGGACAGCCUAUAAAGUCGCAAGCCUCGGUCGCCCAACAGAACCCAGACUUGUCAACACCCUCUUCCCCCAAGAGGUACCUUUGCCUCUUUCCCCAAUCUCCCCCCCGCGCCAACGGUGGCAACCUCGUCUGUGGCGGCGCAGCUCGUCCACAGACCGGAUCCCGUCGUCUUGCAGCCACUACAGCAACUGCCCCACUGGGGCCGAGUCGAGGGCCAGGUGGCCUUCAACCAACCGGUUCAGAAAGGCCACCACGCCCGCGGCCCCUACCGCUCUUCGUUGUCGCUUUCCCCACCAACUUCAUCAUCACCAUCCUCCCUCUAUCGCACGUCUCCCAUGACCUGGGCGUCGACGUCGUAUCAAGCGGCAGCGGGCUCCACGUCUUCGUUUGAGCCUCAGACGCCACCGCUUUCUGGCUGCGCAACAGGACCCAUCAUGGACGGUUACGCAAACGCAUGGGACGUGAACGGCAAUGCCGACUACGAUCCCUCCUACGACAUGCCGCCCAUGCUCGAAGAUCCCCUGAUGGUCAAGGGUGCGGCAAACGAAGCCGCCCCACUCCACACUUACAUGGCACCCCUGUCGCUCAACGCGGCCCCAAGUCUGCCUUCUCCACCACCAUCCAAGCGAAUCGACAUGCGACUCGCCCAGCCAGGGUCGGAAGAAUCCAAACCCGGCUACCUCACCCCCUUGGCCUCCUACACGGCCGAGACUUUCUGGUACUUUUGGUACGCGGUCAUCUCGCCCAUCGACAUGGCUGGCCGCCGCGUGAGCAACUUUCACUCGACGACAACAGCAGAGCCCUUCGACAGCGAAGGACGGCCACGACAUGCGAUCGACCCAGGCCAGCUCCAGCCGAAUGUCGCAUUCCGCCAAUUUGUGUUCUCGGUCUUACACAGCACACAGGUUUCAUUCAGCGUGACAAUCCUCGCCCUCAUGUACACCUACAAGUACAAGAAGAUUAUGGCGCUCGGACAACGUCUCCCCUACAAGCACGAGGUCAGCGAAGCCCAGGGCUUUGUGACGGGUUUGAUGCUUGCAAACAAGUACCUUGACGAUAACACGUACACCAACACGACGUGGGCCCAGUUCCUGGGCAUCCCUGUCAAGGACGUCAACGAGUACGAGCUCGACUGGCUUGACGCGCUCAAGUUCAACCUCUACGUGGGACCAGACGACUUUGAGAACUGGCGGUCAAUGCUCGAUGCCCACGUUCGCUCGCGGGAGCGCGGCGAUGCUCUCGCCGCCAUGUCGGUCGCGGAUCCCUUCUCGCCCGGAGUACGCGCCCGAUCGGCCUCGCCGCCCCUGGGGUACUUUGACCACGCCAACGGCCAGGAUGCUUCCCUCAGGAAGCGUAGCGCCAAGGAUGCGUUCGCAGCCGAUGUGCUUCACAACACGGGAAUGUACGAGGCUGCGCGCCUCGGCGCUCGCAAGGCGUCCUUUGCUCCCCUGCCAGGAUACCCCACUGCCAGCACCGCUCUUCCUACCCCCACGCCCUCGGUCUUGUCGCCUACCAACGUCGGUGGCCACGCCAGCGGCAGCAGCCUCGGACGAUCGUCUUCGCUUAGCCGCCAGAUUGCCCGUCUUCCAAACGGCCGUCGGGAUUCGUCAGGGCAAGACCAGAUUGCCACGGCGACCAUGGACCUCCGCCACGCGGCUGCAGCCAACACGCUCAGCAACUGGGUCUACCCUACGCCAGCUGCGACCGAGGCUCUCCAGUUUGACAAGGACGACCGUUGGCGCCAGGCCGCUGCCCGCCAGCACCGCCUCUACUUCCUGCAGGCGGCUGCGACGCCCCAAUUCGGCCCCGACCCUCGCUACCACAAGGCGAUCCCUCACUAUGUCGACCCGUCGACCGGCUACGGAUACACCGCCGCGGCGGUCGCGGCCGCGCAGUACGGUACCCAGGAGAUCAUGGACGUCGACCACCUUGCCAACGAGAUCAACCUUGCGUCGCCCACCGACGUGGCCAUGGCUCAGCAGCAGCAACAACAGCAGAUGCUCAUGGCGAUGCAGCAGCAAGCCCAGCCUGCGGUCCCCUCGGCAUACAUCCCGAUCGCGCAACCCGUUCUCCACCCCCAUUUCCACAACCCUCAGCCUGCGCAGUUUGCCAACGCUGGACCUCCCGGCUACGCCUACGGGGCGCCGGCCUGGUUUCAGCCUCAGCAGCAACCACAGCCGCAGCCUCUCCAGCUACAGCAGCCCCAGCCGUGGGUUGCUACCCGUCACUGGCGCGCUGGUCAUGCCUCUCGUUGGAGCACGAGCUCUGAGGAGGGCUACAUGAACCUCCGCCCACCGCCCAUUUGCAACUCUGUCAGCGAGUGGUCUUCUCCGCUCCACGCUGGCUACUAGAGAGAGACCAGCGGGUCUGUCACCACCACGCCUAAUACGAUCGACACUUGUCGUCGACCACGCCUCGUCCAACAACUGUUUUGGGCCACGCCACACAACCAUCCAAUGUUCUCGAGUCGCAGCAGGACUUCGGACUCGAAGCUUGAUACUACAGACGCAUCAUCCGCCAGCAAUUCAACCACUUAAUCCAUCCAUGUCAUGUCUGCAUCGAACCGUCGACAGGUUUUCAGAGGUCUUUUACUGUAUCUAUAGAGUGGUACAAAGAAGUUGGGAUGUACAUUGUCCAAUUG